This is a messenger RNA of Drosophila subpulchrella, 4952 nucleotides long. Its product is annotated as nuclear receptor coactivator 6. The transcript has 2 exons. Gene Ontology annotation, molecular function: transcription coregulator activity. The coding region runs from base 1 to 4656 and encodes 1551 amino acids. Gene Ontology annotation, cellular component: nucleus; SWI/SNF complex. The record is from RefSeq and is a predicted model, not a curated record. Gene Ontology annotation, biological process: regulation of transcription by RNA polymerase II. NCBI's taxonomy places the organism in Eukaryota, Metazoa, Arthropoda, Insecta, Diptera, Drosophilidae.
AUGGCAGGCAGUUGCAACUUGGUGUUGCAGCUGGCACUAAUGUUGUUGCUUGGUGCAGCAGCAACAUCGAGAGGGGAGUCCACCACGGAGACCCCAUCGGCCCUGUUGCCCUUGGAGGCAAGAAGCGCCGAUGUUUCUGGAGAGGAGGACGUCAUCUCCACCAGCUAUGUGCUGCCCAAUCAGAUCUUCAACGAGGGAAAACCCUACUAUGCUCGCCAGGAUCCCGUGUCGGGUCAGCUGGACUUCAGUGCCAAGAAACCAGCGGGUAUACAGCCGGAGGCCAACGAGGUGGUGGAUCCCAACGAGAAGAUUGUGCUUAGCGGAGGAAGUUCACCCAACAUACACGACUUCUUGAACCUGCCGGUGAAGUACUCCUCGUCGAAGUUUGUCUAUCCACUCGUCUCCAGUUCGUAUGCCAAUCUGAAGUACCAGGGAAGCAACAAGAACUACAUCACCAACAAGAAACCUACUUCUGUGGUGGCUCCAGUCACUCCACCACCCCCCAACUAUCACAGCUCGAACUAUUUUACGGUGCCAACUACUAAACUUACUGCUGUAACACCCACGGUAGGAGCUUACUAUCCCAGUAGUCCCAGCACCACCACAAGCACGAGUACCUCCACUUCCACCACAACAACCACUACGACGACGACUACUCGGGGAACCAGGAGACCAGUUAGCACCACCACAACCACGGAGGCCACGAGUCCGGUGGCCAAGUAUACCACCACCUCCCGACGACCCAUUCCUCUGCAGACUGUCUCAACCACGCAGCAACCACCGAGGACUAGCACCACUCGCAAGAAGUUUGUGCCCACCAAAAAAUAUAGCCCCACUGUGCCCAGCACCAGUCAGUCUCCGGUGAAGCCAUCUCCAAGACCCACUCCCAGCAGCAGCGAUGAGGCCCUGACCACCCAUCAUGCCACACCACAGGCGGCCAUCUUUCCCACAGAGCCCUCGACAACCACCAAGAUGUACACCACCUCGAGCACAAGUCCACCUGUGGUGUUCACCGAAGGACCCACGCCACCGCCCGCCUUCAGUCCCAUUCCGGGAACUGGUAUUCCCAACCUGGAUCCAGCCGAUGUUUACCACACGCUGGGGCAGAAGAACACUCAGGCCGAGGAGCAGCAGCAGCAGCAACUGGAGAAGCAGCAACUUUUGCAGCAGCAACAGCAAAUACAGCAUCAGCAAUAUCAGGAGCAGCAGCAACAGCUAUAUCAACAGCAGCAAUAUCAGCUGCAGCUGGAGAAGCAGCAACUGGAAAAGCAGAAAUAUCCAUACCAGCAGCAACUGGAAAAGCAGCAGCAGCAGCAACAGCAAAAACAACAGCAACAGCAACAGCAACAGCAACAGCAACAGCAACAGCAACAGCAACAGCAACAGCAACAGCAACAACAACAGCAACAGCAACAGCAUCAGCAGCAGCAACAUCAGCAGCAACAGCAACUUCAUCAACAGCAGCAACAUCAGCCUCAACCGCCAACUCAGCAACAGCAACCAACUCCUCCCAAAUCCCCCAUGACCCUCAGCGAUAUAUUCAACAGUCUGGCAGAGGAAGAAUCCAAUGUGGCACAAAACUACCAGCAAAACCAGGGAUUUGAUGCCCAGGGUAAUCUCAUCCAGCCCAUCGCACCAUCCAAACCAUCACCCUUCGCCAUGCAACAGCCAGGUUCUCAGCAGCCAGGAUCCCAACAGCAACGACCCAAUCCCAACGAGCAGAAGGUGAUCUCCGGCAGUCAGGAGAACUACAGCAACGAGUACGUCUCCUACCAAGUGCAGCAGCCCAACAUGAUGCAAUACCGCCCAGUGCCUGGCCAGAUCAACAACGUGGUCAUCUCACCGGGCCAGCAAUCAGCCUCCUUUGUCCUCGGCAGUCAAGUGCAACAGGUUAGUGUGGGUCACCCAAGCAUGGAGAAGGAACCUCUCUUCGCCAAAGACACUCCGGGAGUGCAAUAUGGUCAGGUGAUCAACGAAGAUAUUGGCAACAUCAAGCGCCCACUUAAGGAACAAGUGGCCCAGCCUUCGAACUACCAACAGACGCCCAGCAUCCAGCAAAACUCCAACUUCCAUCAGAACGGAAAUGUGGCCACUUCUGGAGGCCCUGGAACGAUUUCCUACCAAGAGCCAGCACCAGAGGCACCUAGUCCCUAUCAGCAGUUGCCUCUGAUCGGUUCCAAUAAGCGACCUUCCAAGAAACCAGUGGCCAAGCCAGAGCAGGCUCCACAUCUCGCCUACCCACCACAAACUUCAACGCCUCCCCAAACGCAGCCCACACCGUCGGCUGCGAUGCAGGGAGAUGACACCAAGGAGCUGCUGGUCUCCACCAAUAUUCGGUUCCCCGCCCAGGGAGAAGAACUGGAACUGUCCUCCUCCGCUGUGAUGCAAGGUCCUCCGGCAGGACCCCAAAUCAACGGUCAUGCUCAUCCCCUAAGUCUGCAGCAAAUUCAAAACUCCAAUCCUGUUGUCUUCCCCAAGGGCAAGGAUGAAGCCGCCCCUGGCAGUGCUAAUGUGCAGAUCCAGCAGCAUGAAGUGCUCAACUUGAGCCAGCAGAAACCACCAUUGAAAUUCCCUGCUCAGCAGCCAGGACAAGGCGAGCUACCUUCACUGGACAUGGAACCACCACCGCGUUAUCCCACUACUUUGCCAGUGCCUCAGGCACCUCCAACUCCUGGCAAGCGACCAAUGGGACCAUCACCACAGUCCAAUUUCUAUAAUGAGUUCAAUCGGAAGCCCCAGAAUGGACCACGUCCCAGUAACCUGCCCAACAUUUUGCCACAGUUCCGUCCGAAUGCCAAGAUAUCCAGCGGACAUCCUCCCAACUUCAAGCAGGAACUGGGCAACAUCCGUCUGCCCCAGCAACAAGGUCCUGGUCCUAAACGUCCUUACAAUCCCUCAGUGCCACCCCAGUUUGCCCAUCGUCGUCAGCCACUGCAUCAACAGCAACAGCAGAUGAUGCAGAAGCGUUAUCCCAUGAAUCGCAUCUCGGAGUACCCCGUGGGUCCGAGUUCAGGAGUAGGUGAUGUCAACAGGAGGGUUUACAGACUGCCCCCGUAUGGUGGCCAGAAUGUUCCCUACCUGCCCGAUCACAUGUAUCCCCGUCGUCCCCAUGGACCUGGUCCACUGAGAUCUGUUGAUGGCUACCCCGCCGAGCGACAUGCUCCCUCAGCGGAACCCUACAAGACCAUUGAUGCCGAGGCAGCUGCCGACUUCGAGGAGGAGGAUCUGGUGAUCAACGAUCCGCCACAGCCAGUUACCCCCGGCAAGGAACGCCAGGGAGUGGAGGACACGAAACUGGAGCCAGUGGUCACCCUGCAAAUGCUACAGUCCCAGAAGAAGGCUGUAAGUCUGCCAGGCGAUGAUACGGGUGCGGGAGAGAUCCAGGUCACAGCCGAAAAUGAUCCCCAGGAGGCUGAGGCCUCUAAGCUCAGCCAGCAGAAGCUAGAUCCCAGCGGAAUGUAUGUGGUUUUUCCAAUGAAGAGUGCGGAAAAGGGGCAAGCGGCGGGAGAAGCUCCCUCAGCCCCGGCAGAAUAUCAGAACACUCCGUUUUCCGUGAUCCGCGAUCAGCCACAAGAACCCAUUCUAAAGAACAAGAAGCCCCAGUCGCUGCAGCAGCAAAACAAAGUGCAGACGGUGCCCAAGGAGAAGUUCCCCUAUCCCAUCGAGAAGCCAGAUCCCUCAUACUCAGAGCUUCAUCCCGAUGCCCAGGCUGCUAUUCCAGGAGUGCUGGUGGCUCCAAGGAUCAUAACCGGUGCUCUGGGCACUGGCACAGAGACACCCAUCGCCAUUGCCUACACACCCACUGAACCGAAUCCUUUCCGUCACGAACAGGGUCAGAAGUUCUCCAACAUCAACCUGGCCACGUCGGUGAUCAAUGAGAUCCGCCAGGACACCCAAACGGAGGAGGGUCUGAGCAGCGACUUCGAUCUGCGCGGUCAGAAUUUCGAGAAGGACUUUAUGGCGCCAUUCUAUCCAAGUGUGAGCCUAGGUGCUGGUGCCAGUGGACCUGCAGUUGUAAAUCCCGCUGCGCCUAGUAACUGGAACAUUGUUCCUUCUACCACGGAUCAGGCGGUCUACGAGAAGAACAACAUAAACCGAGCUGAUGUCGAGACCACAGAGGAAAAGAAAGCUGACGAGGAGCAGCCCACAGCCAGUCCGUUGACAGCGGAGAAGCCCUCGGAGAUGGACAGCUUCCAGCCACAGCUUCAGGGUGGCUUCAAGCCCAUCUACCCGCCGGGUUACAAGCACGUGGAGCAGGUGGAACAGGAAGAGAUCGCAGGGGCCAAGAAUGCUGCCCAGGAUCAGCCAAUUGCAUUGGCUCUGGUGGGCACCACAGCAAAGCCUUUGACUGCAUCACCGCCAGUCAGUAGCAGUAGCAGUUCCACCUCAACAUCCUCUAGCACCUCCACGACCUCAACGACUCACCAGCCUGGAAUAACCAAGUCGGAUGCCACAUUGGCCACAACCAAGGCGCCGGUGGUCAGUGCAAAGCCCACGCAGCGCAAGAAGACCACUUUUGAGACGAGUCUGGCGGCCCUGCUGUUCGGGGACGAGGACGAGGAGGAUGGAGCACGCAAGUCGGCGGAGCUUCCAAAGGCCCAGGCUGGUCCCAGGAAUGUGCCACGCAUGGGACCCCGGAGUCUGACGCUGAGCUAAAUGGGAAAUAGGAGCCCCCAAAACUAGUGUAGUCCAAUUUUAGUUUGUAUUAUUUAUUCAAAGUUUAUGAGACAGCAGGGAUAAGCCCCGCUUAGAGGUAGACCAUGUGGUAAUCUAGUUCUGUUCUACAGCUUAUAGUUCGUAAGCUCACCAUCCAGAUAAAUAGACCAUCGCCUCCAACGAGCCAACCACACCCCACAAUCCCAGCGACUUUUGCGAGUCUGAUUUGAAAUGCGAAUGUUUUGAACUUUCUCAUUGGACUCCCGAAUCGUCGGAAAUGAGAUAAAAGCUUUUUG